This is a messenger RNA of Lycium barbarum (goji berry), 1845 nucleotides long. RefSeq lists its product as uncharacterized. NCBI's taxonomy places the organism in Eukaryota, Viridiplantae, Streptophyta, Magnoliopsida, Solanales, Solanaceae. The coding region runs from base 794 to 1630 and encodes 278 amino acids. The record is from RefSeq and is a predicted model, not a curated record. The transcript is spliced from 2 exons.
GUCAGCCCCGAGUUGCGUCAGAGCAAGUGCAGGAACAAGUGGUUCAGAACAAUCCACCGGCACCAGCUGCCGCCCCUACUAUUGUUAUGCCCGCAGAGGUGGUGACCAGAUUAUUGAAUGUGUUGGAGGCAUUGGCGCCUAAUCAUGGUGGAAUUCCAGGUCCUCAGGCCACUUCACAAGCACAAGCUCAAGUUCAGUUGAAUGUUGCAGCUAAUCAGACACCUCAGUUGGCCCCUCAACAGGUUGUCCAGUCUGCAGGGCAAUCUAAGGAGUUUAAGAAUUUCAUGGAUCUUAAGAGCCUGUUUGGAUUGGCUUAUAAGUUACUUAUAAGUUGUUUUCAGCUUUUUUGAGUGUUUGGCUAGCCAGCUUAAAGUCAUUUUGUGCUUAAAAUAAGCUCAAAAAAAUAAUUGGGCCCAUUUGACUUAGCGUAUCUAAAGCAGCUUUCAGCUUAUAAGCCAAAAAAAAUAAAUUAGACUACCCUAACUUAUUUUUUUUAGCUUAAUAAAUUAGGCAUAAGCCCAUCCAAACAGGCUCUAAGCCACCAGAGUUUGAUGCUUCACCUACUUCUAUUGAACCUCAGAAGUUCAUUGAUCGUUGUGAAAAGAUAUUGACUACGUUGGGGCUGAAGGAGACUCGUGGUGUGGAAUUUGCCACUUUCUUAUUCUCAGGGUCUGCAGAGUCUUGGUGGAUUUCGAUUCAUAGAGGUAGACAAGCAGGGUUACCACCUAUUACUUGGUCAGAAUUUUUAGCACUGUUUAAGGGCAGGUUUAUUCCAUUAAGCAAGCAAGAUGACAUGAGACGUCAGUUCAAUAAUCUGCGGCAUGGAACUAUGACCGUUACAGAAUAUGAGGCCAAGUUUACAGAUUUAUCCAGGUAUGUACCUUAUUUGGUAGAGGAUCCGAGAGAGAAGGUGAGACGAUUUGUGGAUGGACUUGAGCAUCGCUAUCGUGGUCCUGUGGUACGAGAUGUGCGAUAUGGUACCUAUUCAGAUGUAGUUGACACUGCUCUCCGUUACGAGUCUUAUCUAGAGAUGGACAAAGUUGAGCGUGAAAGCAAAAAGCCACGUAACACAGGUGGGUUUAGUGGUGUUCCAUCUGGGGGCAAGAGUGGUUUUUAUCGUGGGCAGUCCAAAUCUACUCAGUCAGAAUCAGUGGUGCAGUCUUCUGGUGGUUAUUCCGCUAGACAGGGCCAGCAGCAGAUGCAGCGGAAGGGUAAUAGCUCAUAUCAGUCAGGUUAUCAUCCGAGGUGUUCUAACUGUGGUAGAAAUCACAGUGGUCGUUGCUUUGGGGCAGAUGGGGCUUGUUUUACUUGUGGUGAAAGGGGGCAUAUUGCUAAAUACUAUCCUAAAGGAAAUUCUGGUGCUAGUCGAGCUACUACACAGCCGCAGGGAACUACUACAGCUACACAGGGUCAGAUUCAGCCAGCUAGGACCGCUCCACAGGGUGCUCGUGGACAGGGUCGACAGGGUGCACAGGUUGCUCAGGGAGAGGGUGGACCGCCGAGAUUCUUUGCUAUGACCAGACAGGAUGUCGAGGCAUCUAAUGCAGUAGUCACAGGUAUUAUUACUAUUGGGUCUCAUGGUGCAUAUGCUCUUAUUGAUCCUGGUUCUACGUAUUCAUACUGUCGUUGAGAACGAGGCUGGUAAUUGAAGACUUCGUGAGUGGAUUCUGUUGCUGAGGUGAGCCACCGCAUUGUUCGUGGAGGCAGCCAUUUCAGCUUUAUCUAGUUUAUUUCUAGUUAUUUCUUUUAUUUUGGGUUUACAUGCCCGACACUCAAACUCAUGUAACUCUGUUAGAUGCUCCAUGGUCUUAGCGUGGGAUGUGGGCUAGAGAUUCUUUUUAUCUU